AUGGCUUCGUGCGGCGGCCGGUUCGAGCAGUUCAUCGAAGAUGCGGAGGAAGACUUCGAGUCGUACGUCGAGCGGAUGGAACACUAUCUUCGAGCAACGAAGGUGAGCGACGACUUGAAAGUCUCGGUCUUCGUAAGGGCCAUCGGGAAGCAAGCGUACCGCACGUUGAAGACGCUGUUAACACCAGUAAAGCCAGAACAAAAGGACUAUGCGCAUCUGGUCGCGGUCCUCAGGGAGCAUUACGCUCCGAAGCCGAUGGUAAUCGCCGAGCGAUUCAGAUUCAACCGGAGGGCCCAGCUCGAGAAGGAAACGGUGGCGACAUACACGGUUGAGUUAAAAAGGCUCGCGGCCACCUGCGAGUUCGGGCAGUUCCUGGAUGAAGCACUCCGGGACCGUUUUGUCGCGGGGCUAAAGGACCAGGCAGCCCAAGCAGAGCUUCUAAAAAAGAAAACUCUAACUUUUUCGGCGGCAUGCGACAUUGCCAGAAGCAUUGAACUCACACGAGCAGAGACCAAGAUAUUUCAGCCAGCAGCCUCUGAACAACUAGAGGUAAACGCCGUCCAACGUCUAGGCCCACACAGGAACGUCGGAGCGGCUACCAGGAAGGCGACGAUGGAAGUCAACACUGAGAGGCCCGAGGCGUCAGGCUGUUUCCGCUGCGGAGCACCCCAUCACGAGUCAAGUUGCCCGUUUCGGAAGUACAAGUGCCGAGCGUGUAGACGAGUGGGGCACUUGGCAAGGGCCUGCAAAGCAACGUCCCGUUUGGUGCAAGCCGUGGACGACAGCAGUGGUGAGGAAAAAGUUUGGCUGUACAACAUUGGCUCCUGCAGUGCUAGAAAAGGGGGUUACACUACUGAAGUUCGAGUGGCGGGAACACUGGUGACAAUGCAAGUUGAUACAGGAGGCUCGGUUUCCAUUGUGCCUGAAGAGGUGUAUAAGCAGUACUGGCCUGGAUUGUCUCUCUCAAACUGCCGCCUAAAGUUGAAAACUUAUGGGGGCGUGCCUUUGGAGGUUUUAGGCAAGUUGAUAGUACCUGUGGAGCACAAUGGGCAGACCAUGACGUUGUCGCUUGUAGUGGUUCGCACACCGCAGAAAUGUGAGACUGUGUUAAUGGGCCGCGAUUGGCUAGAAGCGUUGAGGCUAGACUGGAUGAGCGUGUAUGGGAGAGUCAGUAGAACAAGAGUUGCAUGCGCUCGUGAAAACGGGAGUCCUGGUCCCGGUUCAGCAGAGUGA
Molecule: messenger RNA, 1233 nt
Organism: Ixodes scapularis (black-legged tick)
Lineage: Eukaryota; Metazoa; Arthropoda; Arachnida; Ixodida; Ixodidae
Exons: 2
Coding region: 1-1233 (410 amino acids)
Biological process (GO): proteolysis
Molecular function (GO): zinc ion binding; nucleic acid binding; aspartic-type endopeptidase activity
Source: RefSeq, a predicted model, not a curated record